CCUACAUAGCCCAAGAAUGAAUCAUUCUUCCCACUGUGUGUGCGUGUGUGUGCUGUGGAGAAUAAAAUCUGUGCUUUAAAAGCAGCAGACGAUUUACUCCAACAAAACAUCUGCAUAACUUCUCUGGAACCACAACACUGAGACAUGUCUAAGCUGGAGAUAGCCAUCGUGGCCAUAGUGGAGGUGUUCGAGGGGUAUGCAGGAACAGAUGAGAAGAAGUCCCAGCUCAGUAAGGCUGAACUCGGACAGCUCAUUAAAGCCCAACUGACCAGUCCUGAAUUUAAGGAUAAAGUGGAUCCAGAGAAUAUUAAGGAGGUGAUGGAAGAACUGGAUAAGAACCAUGAUGGAGAAGUGAACUUCCGUGAAUUCAGUCAGUGUAUUUCUGGUCUAGCCAGGGCCUACUAUAUGAAGAAGCACGGCAAGGAAAAUAGCAGAGGGGGUCAGGAUAAGUGAACACACGUCC
Rhinichthys klamathensis goyatoka is the source of this 463-nucleotide messenger RNA. RefSeq names its product S100 calcium binding protein W (gene s100w). Bases 145 to 453 code for a protein of 102 amino acids. The record is from RefSeq and is a predicted model, not a curated record. NCBI's taxonomy places the organism in Eukaryota, Metazoa, Chordata, Actinopteri, Cypriniformes, Leuciscidae. Gene Ontology annotation, molecular function: transition metal ion binding; calcium ion binding. The transcript is spliced from 3 exons.